AUGCUGAGCGAUUUAACGAGUGAAUGGAAUAAAUUCGGAAGGCUGUCUUUUCAAGGAGACAACGGGGAAACCCUGCUACACAUAGCGGCUUGCAACGGCUACGGCAGCGUGAGCAACUUUCUGCUGGACACAGCUGGCCAGUCGGCUACAACAGCUGAUAAGGACGGUUGGCAGCCGCUGCACUGUGCGGCUUACUGGCAACACUUGAAAGUUAUUGAGAGCCUCAUGAACCAUGGUGCAAACGUUUAUGAUAAAACACUGGACGGAGAAACGGUUCUUGACCUCUGCAAAGAUGCCAACAUCUGCGAUUGGAUGAUUCAAAGAUCAGCUGACAAUCGUCACAACAACUUCAACCAAUCAUCUUCAUCUCUGAGGAAAAGUCAGAUGAGAAGAUCAAGUUCCUCUGCGAAGCGUCUGAACGCCGAGAAGAAGGAAAAGCGUCGCAAAAAGGACGUUCAGAAUGAAUUCGAAAGACUCAUGUCCUCCCAGAACGAUCUAGACGACAACGACGGCAACAACAAAAACAACAACAACAGACACGGAGAAGUGAAUUCCAACAGACACAAUAGCUACCCAAAGUUACUAAACAACAAUAAUAACAGUAACAAUAACAUUAAAAAUGUUCCGGACGACGAAAGCUGUGCGUCAAGGCAAGGAAACCGCGGUAGCAUACUAGGCAGUAAUGUCCUUAAUUUCUACAAUAAUCACUCCAACAUUGACUACUGCGAGAGUCCCAGACUUCUAUCGUUGCAAUCGACAAACAACUACUUCGGUUACAACAACACAAGCCUCGAUGCCAACUAUCUAAAAUCGGACUCUCCCAGCUCUAGAUCUAGAGCCAACUCAAAGAACAGCAACAUCAGUGUCGAAUCUGAAAAAAAAUUAUCAAGUUUACCAGAAUUCGGGGAGUCUAAUGGAAAGGUGAGUUUGUCGCGCGAGCGAUCACAGAGCUGCAAGGACGAAACAGUGGCUUCCUCCGCACAAAGUAGUCGAAAAGAAAGUAAAAAAAAAUUUUCAUCAGUCGCUGACAAAUUAUCGAAAUCCAAAAAAGCCUCAAAAAAUUAUUACGAAAAUAUGCCAACGAGAGCUAGAAGUUUGAAGAACGAAUCAAACAAAUUUUCGAGUUUUGAGAAUGAAUUUUCGAACGAUGGAACGGACAGAAAAAGAUCAGAAUCAACAAAGAGACACAACAGCUCAUCAAGAAACAACCUGACGGAGGCAGGUUUGAACCCAGAAAGGAAGUCUCUUUCACUGAAUCAACUAAUCCACGAUCAGUAUGUCGGUGAGCUUUACGGGAAGAAAAAAUUGACAAAAUCGAAAUUCUCUUCUAACAACAAAUGCCUUAUUUCGUAG
Messenger RNA from Helobdella robusta, 1353 nucleotides. RefSeq lists its product as hypothetical. The transcript is spliced from 6 exons. Gene Ontology annotation, cellular component: cytoplasm. Bases 1 to 1353 code for a protein of 450 amino acids. NCBI's taxonomy places the organism in Eukaryota, Metazoa, Annelida, Clitellata, Rhynchobdellida, Glossiphoniidae. Gene Ontology annotation, molecular function: protein binding; enzyme inhibitor activity; phosphatase regulator activity. The record is from RefSeq and is a predicted model, not a curated record.